GAUAAAUAAGAUUCGCUGUUUACAUAUUGAAAUAUUUAUUUGAUAUUGCAGUGUUACAGAAGUAAAGAUGAACUCCGUGAAGGUGUUAGUUGUGGUGUUGUCGCUGCUCCUGGCGGCGGAGGGAGGCCGGGGCCGGAGGGAGUACAGCGGCGGGAGCAGCAGCGGCAGUAGCGGGGUGAGGAGAGCGAUGAGCGGGCUGUACCAGUCCAUCAGCUCCGUGGUUGGAGAGGAGAACAUGAAGGCUGUGCAUAAGUUCUUCUCUAAGAGCACCGAGAGGUUCGUCCAUGGCGUGGACGCUCUGCUGGAGACGCUCUGGCGCUCCUGGACCGACCUGCUGGACGCUGUGGGCGUCGACUCCUCCACCCUGUCGCACUACUUCAGCCCGGCCUCGGUGUCCGGCUCUCCGUCCCGGCUGGUGGUUCUGCUGGGCGCCGCGUUCCUGGCGUACUGGUUCCUCUCCCUGGUCCUCGGGGGGGUGUCGGCGGUGCUGCGGGUGGUGCUGGGGCGGUCCUUCUGGCUGGCGCGGGUGCUGUUCUUCGCGCUGGCGUGCCUGUACGUGCUGCAGAAGUUCGAGGGCGACCAGGAGAAGGCCGUGCUCCCCCUGCUGGCCAUCGUGAUCGUGUACUUCGCGACGGGCCCGCUGUCGGCGUACUGGCGGAGGGGGGGCGCGGCGGGGGCGUCGCUCGAGGAGAAGAUCGACGGCCUGGAGACUCAGGUGCGCCUCCUCAACAUCCGCCUGUGCAGGGUGAUCGACAACCUGGAGCGCGCCGCCGACCAAUGA
Molecule: messenger RNA, 781 nt
Organism: Trichomycterus rosablanca
Lineage: Eukaryota; Metazoa; Chordata; Actinopteri; Siluriformes; Trichomycteridae
Gene: bri3bp
Product: bri3 binding protein
Exons: 3
Coding region: 68-781 (237 amino acids)
Cellular component (GO): mitochondrion
Source: RefSeq, a predicted model, not a curated record